UAUAAAUUCCCACGAAGGUGCAUAUUCCAUCUUCAAAAUCCAAAACCAAACCUUCGUUUCGCUUUCCUUUCUACGCUACCUGGGUUAUUUACCUGUAUACCCUUCUGGUUAUGCUAGUUCCCGGUCGGCGUAACAAACUUAGCCGAAGCUCUUCCACAGCUCUCGGUUUUGCUCCACACAGAUACGUUCGCUACCGCCGUGUAAGGUAGCCAACAAACAAAAAACCAGAAAUUCUGACAAUUCCAAUUUCACCCCUGUAUACAUAUAUACAUAUUCCGUUUUUCUCCUUUUUUUUUCAUUUCGGCGAUAGUCAGAUAAGGUUGAUAUCAAUUUCAUGCCAAGUCCCAAAGCCCACCGGAGUCACCAGACCGAGAAUAAUCGGAAGGGAAGGUUAGAUAAACGAUCCACGUCUUUUCACGGUGACAACGCCAUGCCUACUGCUACAAUCCGCCGUCCGAAAACCGUUCCCGAUCUCUUAGCCUACCGGAACAGCAUGGUUCCGGUAACAGAAGGUCUUCCUAGACAUCCUCCGAAGCUUCUUCUCAAGGUUACCGUUCUCGGAAGCCUUGGUCCUGUACAGAUACUCCUGAAGCCGGAAUCAACCGUCGGCGAUCUCGUUGACGCGGCGGUUCGGCAGUAUGUUAAGGAAGGUCGCCGUCCGAUUUUACCUUCAAACGUUGCCUCUGAUUUCGACCUUCACUAUUCACAGUUUAGUUUAGAAAGUUUGUGUAGGGAGGAGAAACUAGUGAAACUUGGAUCUAGAAACUUCUUUAUGUGUCCGAGAAACACUCCCCAUGCAGCGGAGGGUAUUUGUGGAACAAGCAAAGGCGGUGGCGUAACGCCGUCAUCGUGUGGCAAAGAGGUUGAUAAAGCGCGUGGUGGUGGGGGUGGGGGUGGUUUUGGUUGGUCCAAACUUCUGCAUUUCAGGCUGUAAUUGGUACUAUAUGGUUAGUUAUAAUGUUUGAUAAAAAAAUAAUGAAUUUUUAUUUUGGUUUGCUUGAAUGAAGUGUAAAUAUAGAUUGGCAAGUAGGGAGAAGUAGGAACAAGGUUUGAGAUUUUGGAGCAUUUCAAGCAAAGAAAAAAAAAUUGUGAAAUUUGCAUGUGUGGUUUUUAACACAUGGUGUAAAUAAUAGUCUUAAACGGUUAAA
Messenger RNA from Lathyrus oleraceus (garden pea), 1148 nucleotides. RefSeq lists its product as uncharacterized. The record is from RefSeq and is a predicted model, not a curated record. The coding region runs from base 335 to 934 and encodes 199 amino acids. Lineage: Eukaryota; Viridiplantae; Streptophyta; Magnoliopsida; Fabales; Fabaceae. The transcript is spliced from 2 exons.